Messenger RNA from Pteronotus mesoamericanus, 3191 nucleotides. RefSeq names its product RAB27A, member RAS oncogene family (gene RAB27A). Bases 321 to 986 code for a protein of 221 amino acids. NCBI's taxonomy places the organism in Eukaryota, Metazoa, Chordata, Mammalia, Chiroptera, Mormoopidae. Gene Ontology annotation, cellular component: Golgi apparatus; melanosome; secretory granule. Gene Ontology annotation, biological process: exocytosis; positive regulation of exocytosis. Gene Ontology annotation, molecular function: GTPase activity; GTP binding. The transcript is spliced from 7 exons. The record is from RefSeq and is a predicted model, not a curated record.
UGACAGGAGGAAGCGGGUGGUGGAGGGUGAAGAGGAGGUCCCGCCCCACCUCGCUCUCCUUUACGGGAAGUGAUGUGGGGCCAGACGGAAAAUACCAGCUAAGGACCCAAAAAAGGACGGCAGCGGGUUGCUGCAGUGCGCACGGAGGCAGAGCAGCGCGGGGACGACGGGCUGAGCCAGACAAAAAGUAAGCUUUCUGAAGAGGACGUGUGAUUGGAAAUUGUCUAAUUGUUGAAGUGCUGCGAACUCCAGUCUCCAAAGUCUUAGAAAAACAGCCAAGGAUUUAUACUUUGUCAAGGUGAACCGCUGAGUUCUUCAUUAUGUCUGAUGGAGACUAUGAUUACCUCAUCAAAUUUUUAGCUUUAGGAGACUCUGGAGUCGGGAAGACCAGUGUACUUUACCAGUAUACAGAUGGUAAAUUUAACUCCAAAUUUAUCACAACAGUGGGCAUUGAUUUCAGGGAAAAGAGAGUGGUAUACAGAGCCAAUGGGCCAGAUGGAGCCGUUGGCAGAGGCCAGAGAAUCCACCUGCAGUUAUGGGACACAGCAGGGCAGGAGAGGUUCCGAAGCUUGACAACAGCAUUCUUCAGAGAUGCUAUGGGGUUUCUUCUGCUUUUUGAUCUGACAAAUGAGCAAAGCUUCCUCAAUGUCAGAAACUGGAUAAGCCAGCUACAAAUGCAUGCAUAUUGUGAAAACCCAGAUAUUGUGUUAUGUGGAAAUAAGAGUGAUCUGGAAGACCAGAGAGUAGUGAAAGAAGAGGAAGCCAUAGGACUUGCAGAGAAAUAUGGAAUCCCCUACUUUGAAACGAGCGCUGCCACUGGGACAAACAUUAGCCAAGCAAUCGAGACGCUCCUGGACCUGAUAAUGAAGCGGAUGGAACGGUGUGUGGACAAGUCCUGGAUUCCUGAAGGAGUGGUGCGAUCUAAUGGUCACCCCUCUACAGAUCAGUUAAGUGAAGCAAAGCAGAAGGGGGCAUGUGGCUGUUGAAAAGUCAAGUGAGCUCCGCAAUAAUUAAAGUGGCCCAUGCCUGUGAUCUUCUCUAUGGGGGAUACACGGCACAGAGCGAGGUUAAUGGGCAUUGUGUACAAACUCCUUCUCACCAUCCCAAUUAGACCAAUCAAUAAAGCAUCCAGUUUUAAAAUGAAUUUGCUGCAGCUUUGUAAAUAUUUCUUUAAGAUUCAGCCUGAGAGUUAGGAGAACUAUUGCACAUAGCCAAAAGUGCCUUAUAAAUCCUUAGCCUAUGGCAGUAGAUCAUUCAAGGAUUCAGGAUUUUGCAGCCACAGAGGAGUGCAUGUAUUAUGAAGAAGGACUGGAGUUACCAUCACCUGCCUUAACAUAGAUCAGCCCAGUGUCUCACAGUCAAGAUCUUAGAUGCAAUUAUGAAACUACCAGCCUUUAAUCCAAAUUAAACUAUCCUACUUGUACUGUAGGUAACCUUUUAAAGUGCCACCUAAACUGCUUAAAUAUUAAACAAAAAUAUACACAAACAUCUGUUCAGUGUCCCUGAAUAUUAAUUUACGUAAGCAUUCUCUUUAAAAUGAACAUUGGACAAAUUACGGCCAUAUCUAUUGACCUUGAAUAAACUGGAUCGACCAAUUACAUACUCACUGUGAUUCUUGUCGGUGGGAAAGGGAUUGGGGGUGAGGGCAGGGCUGGCUUAAAUGUAACAUAAGCAACUGAAGAGUGGGGCUUCUGGCUCCCUGCCAUAAGCCCAUUGCUUUGAAGGGUUGAUUGAAGGGUCAGGGAACUAGAUUUAAUGGCUUUAGUUCACUGUGAUCUGUGCAUUUAUACUUGACCUACAUGCUGGCCACAUCUGAACAUAGCUGGUGCUCAUGCUGAAAUUAUUUGUAAUAACUGAAUAUUUAGCAUCUUUUUCUUCACAUUUUUAAUGUUUGUCUGGCUUCCUCAGACUGCACUUUCAAUUAGCACAUGAACUACUGAUCUUCUGUCUUUACCAUCAAGAACUGUAUUAUUGAUAUUUGCAAAUUGUUUUCUUUUUACAUUGGUGGAAUUGAAGGAAUUAGUUCUUAAUUAUGUAAAUUGUUUAUUUGCUAUUUAGUGGAAGAUAGAUGUUUAUAUUUAAGCAGUUACAUUUGUACUUUAGCUCAAUAUAAGAAAAAUUAAAUGUUCUAUAUAGCCUGUAUUUUUCCAUCAUUUGCCUCUCACAAUACCCCACAACUGGGGACCUGGCCUACAACCCAGGCAUGUGCUCUGACUGGGAGUCAAACUGGUGGCCUUUAGGUUCGCAGGCCAGCACUCAGCCCACUGAGCCUAGCCUGUAUUUUUCAUUGAUAUCAUGGGCACCGGUACUUGCUAGGUCUUGCCAAGGUCAUGUAUUUCUUCUACAUCGUCAUCAUGUCUUUCUACAAAAUUGAAGAUGGUUGAAAUCUUCAAUUUUAAAUUAAAAUAUGCUUCAUGGCAGUUUAUAAAGGUCAAAGGGGAAAAUUCUUAUUUACUAAAGUUGUUAAAACAGAUUAAAAUGUCCAAAGUAGUUAAUAGCUAUUUAGAAAUACAUUAUGGUAUUAAUAAAGAAUAAAAAUGAAUGUAUUUUGUGGAGGCAAAUGUUUGGCAGAAGUAUAAUAAGAAAAACACAAAUAUUAUGGGAAGUAAUUGAUCUUACACGAUUAUUUUCAAACAGAUUUUUACUGAGUACCUAUCCAGUUUUUUGCCACUGCCUUCCCACAACUCCCUUAAAAACUUAGCUGUGUUUACUAAGAUGUUAUGUAUUUCUGUCCUUAAAAUGAGAACCUUUUUAAAAUCCUAAAGAAGUCAUUGCAUCCUUCGUGUUUGAAUUGUAUGGCAGGAGCAGAAUUGUAAUCACAAGUAGUGCCUUCUAAAGUUGCCAUUAAGUGUCAGUAGAGUAAAUAAUGUUUUUACAUCUACAUAUCAGGGAACAUUUAAUAUGGUCUAUUUGUGUAAUUAAAAAGAUAACUUUGAAUGUUCUCAAUUUUCAAUAACCAAAUGAGUAGCUACAAAUUCCAUUUGCCUUAAACAUGGUAUACAAUUAUAUGUGUAUAUGUGAUACAGUACACAUACACAAACCAACUUUAAUUAUUGAAAUAACCUGUAUUCUCUUUGUAAAACCUUUAUUUAAAUUUGUUAUUGAAGUGCCAUAUUUUUGUGAGUCAAUGUAUUUUUCUAUUUAUAAGCCUGUGUAAAAGUGAAUUGUAUCUUCAGUGAACAUUGUGCCAA